UACCAAAACCCGGAAGGAAUCAUACCCUAAACAAAAGGGGCGUAUGUUCACAUUACCUUGAUGUUUUUAAAGUUUGUUUCCUGGUUUUGUAAUGCAUUAACGUUAUAAUAAACUCAGGACACGGGUUUUUAAUCCAGUCAAAUAACAGGCGUUGCACGAACAAGCAGCGGCAUUUAUACGGUAGCAUCGUGAGUGUAGCUUAAUUAAAAAUAAUUAUAAUAAUCAAUGUGCUUUUGAAGACCAAUGGAUAAGAUAGCUAAAGAUAUUGGGGACAUUCAAUCCAGACUGCUGGAUCACAGACCAGUGGUACAAGGAGAGAUACGUUUCUUUGUGAGGGAAUUUGAAGAGAAGAGGGGUUUGCGAGAGAAAAGAUUACUUGAAAACCUUAACAACAUGAUCAUAGGGGCAAAUGACCAAACCAUUCCGAAGUGUACUGAGGCAAUGCAGCAUAGUCUUUUAGAGGCUCUUACAAGAUUGGAAGCUGCGAACCACAUGGCACAAAGAAUCCACCUGAGGGAGCAAGAAGCACAACAGAGUACCAAGCUCCACGCCUGUCAGGAGAGACGCAAGGCUGAAUGGGAAGCCUUCAUGAAGGAGCAGACUGUUAAGAAAGAGGCUAUGGAUGAGGAGCAUGCAAAAGCAGUGGGUCGACUGAGCACACACUACUCUGACAUGAAGAAAGAUUUGACCAAAUUUGCACCUUUCUGAAUGUUGUUUAUGUUCUAAAUUAAAAAAAAAAAAAAAAAAAAAAAAAAGUGUAGUUUCCAUUUGUUGGACUUAGCUUAAGAAUGCAGUAAAAUGACAAAUAGCUACCAUUGUAUAGAACCCAUUGAAAGCUUACUGAGUGAAAGACAUGUUCGCAAAUACGCACUUCUCACCUCCAGUUACCAAAUAUUUAAAACCAACAACUGCUUUGAAGAAGCACGUUUUUACCUACAAGAUAACACAUUACAAUACUGGCAACAAUUGUUUAACAGCAUAAAUGUAGUCUUAGUGAUAGCUUUAGUAUAUCAGUUAAGAAAAAAAGCAGCUUUACCACAUAACUAUAAAUAAGGUGUUGAAAAAAAUGAUAUGUAUAGCGAUCUAUACUGUGGACAAUGCCUUUCAAAUGAUGUAACAUGUGAGGAAAGCUAAAGGACUGGAGUGCCUGGAAGUGUUAAACUUCCCACAUAUCUUUGUGUUUGGGAGUGCACCAGCCCUAAACAAUGGCUGUCUGUUUGAAUGGAUGGCUGGGUAUCAAGCCGCAUUCCUGACGUUAGAAGAGGAGACAAAAUACAUAUUUGAGUUUACUUUCAAUAACAUUGAACAUUUAAUUUUUGUAAGGUUUUUUUUUUUUUUUCCCACAUUUACAGUGAGGGUGAUGGCCUCAUCAAUCACUGUGAGGAAAAAAAGAACACCAAACCACACUGCAGUUAUGGGUAGAAAGAUGCACAUGGCUGUAAAACCAUCUGUUUUGAGAAAUCCCUAUUGCCUUUGACGGUGGGUUUAAACUGAAAAUCACAUCCCUCCUUACAAUUUAUUAGCACACUCGUAAGAAAUGUCUCCCCCAACUUAGGCUUGUUGAUUUAAUUUGAAACAUAACAUAAUUUAAUUAAGUCAAAACUGGAACUGCAACUUGUGAGUGGAGAUAUAAAAAAGAUCAGAAUAUCAGACAACCCUGCGUUUUGUAAACUGACGUUUCAAUCAAGUCCUAGUUAAACACACCCGACACUUCUGGCUGUUAAAUGCCAAGGCCUCCAUCA
Messenger RNA from Acipenser ruthenus (sterlet), 1742 nucleotides. RefSeq names its product biogenesis of lysosomal organelles complex-1, subunit 5, muted (gene bloc1s5). Bases 244 to 708 code for a protein of 154 amino acids. The record is from RefSeq and is a predicted model, not a curated record. NCBI's taxonomy places the organism in Eukaryota, Metazoa, Chordata, Actinopteri, Acipenseriformes, Acipenseridae. Gene Ontology annotation, cellular component: transport vesicle; BLOC-1 complex. The transcript has 5 exons.